UAUAUAAUGCUACCAUAUUAACCAAUAUUUAAUAGAUUAACGAUUUUGUUGAAAAAAUUAAUAUUGUAAAUGACAUCAACAAGCGAUUCAAGAAUAUUAGAGGGCUUAAAACAUAUAGACAAAGCCGAAAAAUACGUUAAAAGAUCUUUGUUCAAAUGGUCAGCUGAUAAUGAUAGUGCAGCAGAUGAAUUUAAUAAAGCAGCAAUUUCAUUUCAAAAUGCCCAGGCUUAUGAAGAAUGCAAAAAUGCUUAUAUUAAAGCAGCUGACUGUUACUUGAAAAUAAACUCGCAAUCUGCAGCAGCCAGAUGUUAUGAGCACAUGGCUAUGAUACACAAAGAAAUUAAGGAAUGGAAUGAAUGUUAUCAAGCUAUUUGUAAAGCUAGUGAUUUAUUUCAACAAGAAGGUACCACGACAACAGCAAUCUUAUGUUUAAAUAAGGGUGGAAAAAUGCUGGAACGUUCCCCUCUGCCAGAGAAGAGCGCGGAUUUGUAUAUCAAAGCCUUGGAGAUCGUUGGAUCGGAGGAAGAUUCCAAUCAAUUCAGCCAACUUUGCGCCAAAGUUGCACAGAUAUACGUCCGUUUAAAUCGAUAUUUCGACGCCGUCUUCUACCUCACCAAGCAACUCGAUAGCGAUCUGAAGUCAAACAAUUUCAACGAGGUGGGCCGUUGUUGUCUAAACCUGGUCUUGGUCCAGUUAACCAGGGGGGACUCUGUUUCCGCCGAAAACGCUAUGAACCAAGCUUGCUCCUCCUUAGAAUUUUCCGGUUCAGCCUUUUGCGAAGUAUGCUUGAAAUUAAUCAGAAGUUACGAGGAAAAUGAUGGUCAGGGACUUAAGCUACUCCAAACGCAAAAUAACACUAUCAAGAAUCUGGAUACAGAGUACUUGAUAUUGGCCAGGAACCUUAAAACGCCUUUUGAGAUGGAAGGAUCUCGCGGAGAGGACGAUAAUCCUUCGGGUGGUAAGCGCGAAAAUUCGGACGACGAUUUAGAAAAGGACACUAUCGAUGAGGAGAGAAGACGCCAGGAAUUGAGCAAGUUGAACUUCGCCGAACAAUUGCAGAAGCGGUUGUCCUUGCAUCAAAACGAGCUUCCCGCUCGGAAAGAUAGCAAAGGAAAGAGAGCUAGUGCGUCAAACGAAAGGUUUUUUUUUUUUCGAAAGAAAUAUUGA
This is a messenger RNA of Gordionus sp. m RMFG-2023, 1167 nucleotides long. Its product is annotated as gamma-soluble NSF attachment protein-like. The transcript has 9 exons. Gene Ontology annotation, cellular component: vacuolar membrane; SNARE complex. The record is from RefSeq and is a predicted model, not a curated record. The coding region runs from base 70 to 1167 and encodes 365 amino acids. Gene Ontology annotation, biological process: intracellular protein transport. Gene Ontology annotation, molecular function: syntaxin binding; soluble NSF attachment protein activity. Lineage: Eukaryota; Metazoa; Nematomorpha; Gordioida; Chordodea; Parachordodidae.